AUGGAACCGAAUCCUGUAAUUAUCGCUUCGACGGCGAAACAAACAGCAUCUCUGAUAUUCUUACACGGUCUUGGUGACACUGGUCAUGGUUGGGCGAGUACUAUUGCCGCUAUCAGAGGUCCUCAUGUCAAGGUGAUUUGCCCUACUGCUUCUACGAUGCCUGUGACACUUAACGCUGGCUUUCGAAUGCCUUCAUGGUUUGACCUUAGAACUUUGGAUGCAACUGCUCCAGAAGAUGAAGAAGGUAUCUUGAGAGCUACAAAUCUUAUACAUGGGUUAAUAAAGGAUGAAGUUAAGGCUGGCAUUCCUGCAAACCGUGUCAUGUUAGGAGGCUUUUCUCAAGGGGGAGCUCUAGCCCUACAUGCUGCUUUGACAUAUCCUGAACGUUUAGCUGGUGUGAUGUCACUAUCAUGCUGGUUACCAAGACAUGCUCAUUUCCCCGCUUGUGUAAAAGCUCCCUCUGAUGUACCGAUAUUCCAAGCUCAUGGCGACUGCGAUCCCGUCGUUCCUUACAAAUGGGGCCAAAUGACUGCAUCCUUCUUAAAAACCUUCCUGAAGAAUAUCGAGUUCAACACAUACCAAGGCUUAACGCACAGCUCAUCAGAAACGGAGCUUAAAGAUAUGAGGGCAUUCAUAGAGAGAACUUUGCCUGCAGCCACA
Molecule: messenger RNA, 660 nt
Organism: Iphiclides podalirius (scarce swallowtail)
Lineage: Eukaryota; Metazoa; Arthropoda; Insecta; Lepidoptera; Papilionidae
Source: the annotation of a GenBank genome assembly